Molecule: messenger RNA, 360 nt
Organism: Lottia gigantea (owl limpet)
Lineage: Eukaryota; Metazoa; Mollusca; Gastropoda; Lottiidae
Exons: 3
Molecular function (GO): acetyl-CoA carboxylase activity
Source: RefSeq, a predicted model, not a curated record
GGAUUUAAACCAAGUUCAGGAACAGUACAAGAGCUAAAUUUCCGUAGCAACAAGAAUGUGUGGGGAUACUUCAGUGUGGCAGCUUCUGGUGGUCUACAUGAGUUUGCUGAUUCUCAAUUUGGACAUUGUUUUUCUUGGGGUGAAAGUAGAGAAGAUGCUCGAGAGAAUUUGGUCAUAGCUUUAAAAGAACUAUCAAUUAGAGGUGAUUUCAGAACAACAGUAGAAUAUCUGAUUAAAUUGCUAGAAACAGAUGCCUACCAACAGAACUAUAUCACAACUGGUUGGCUAGAUAGACUGAUAGCUGAGAAAGUACAAGCUGAGAAACCAGAUACCAUGUUAGAAACAACCUACAGAAUAUAA